CAAACGUGCAUGUUCGUCAUAAUAUAGUGGUUUCGACUUUGACAAAGGCAUGUUCGUCAUAGUAUAGUGGUAUCGUUUUUGACAAAAGGCAUUUUCGUCAGAUUUGCUGGUGUUAGACAAAAGGUAUUUUGAAGUCGGUUUAUUGGUAACCAACUCAAAACCAAAAUUUUUUGAGUUUGCCUCCCAAACUUUCACUUCUGUUUUGGCAGAGAAAAUUGAAGUUUUCAAAUUUUGAGAUUCCUCAAAAUUUAAGUUUUUUCGCGGUAAUCAAAUUUACCUUCUCUCUAUUUGUUUGCAAUUAAUUCACCUCCCUCCCUAUCCCUUAAUAUUACUCUCUCUUCUUGCCCAAUCUACGUGCUUCUCCUCCUCCCUCAGAAUCGGUGCCCCACAAACCCCAAACGAUAUGCUCCCCUCCCUGAUUCCCUCAAACAGAUCCAGCCAACACCAUCUCUGGCACCGACCUCCGAUAUCCCACAUAACAAGUCGAUUGCGUACUGGGCUUCAACUCCUAGGGGUGUUCAAAUGGUUACCAUGGUUAUAAUCAAACCAAAUAAGGCUAAAUUCCAUUAACCAUGAAAUACAAUAUCAUAACCAAACCGUCCAAACUAAUACAACAACCAAAUUAACCAAACUAAAGUUUAAUCGGUUUGGUUCAUUGGUUAACCAGAUUAAUCAAUAUAAAAUCACAUUAUCAUUGACGAUAAAAAUUUUCCGGUUAAUGCAACAAUUCGCAAUUUAUAUAAUGAAUAAAACAUAAGUACAUAACAAUCAACACGUAGUUAUAGUUGACCCUUAUAAGAAAUACACGCUACUAAGACAUUUAUCUUACGAUUAGUAUAGAAGUAUUCACCUAACAAAAAAUUAUGACAAUGGUAUGGGUUAAUGAAUUGUUGUGUUUGUGUAAAUUGACUUAGUCUCUUAGCAAUAUCAUAGGCUGGAAAUGACCUUCCUUUCAAGUUUCCAUUCAUCAUAAUGUAUGAAAUUUAUCUAAAUUAGGCGUCCAUAUGUUGUGGUCUAGACUUUACAUAUACAAAUAUACACUAUAUGAGCAAUAUUGAACUUUAUAUUUUAUGAGUCUAAAAGGGAUGAACGUUAACUCUUGAGUGGUUAUACAAAGUAUUAUGUGUAUAUAAUAUAUGUUAGAUAUAUGACUAAUUACUUAACUGGUUAAUUUGGUUUGACUGGUUAGGAGUGUCUGAAACCAAACCAAACCACCUAAACCAAACAAGCUAAAAACUUUAACCAAACCAUACCAAUUAUCCAAAUUAACCAAACCAAAUUAUCCAAAUAAUACCGGUUAAAACGGUUACCAUGGUAACCAAUCCGUUUGAACACCCCUAUCAACUCUUGUGUUGCGAUACGGUGGCGUGGAAGGCACUGGCAAUUCUGGCCGAUGAACUUAUGACCCGGUUGCAAGCUUCGAUCCAAUGCUAAGGGGCGAUUCUGGACGAAGAACUUGCGCGUCUCAAGGGGAUGACUCAGUCUCGACUCGGUGACACGGGUUGUUGACUCUGUCGCAACUCGGAGACUCGUCAGGUUUCCUACACUAAAUAGAUCAGAGAAGGUAUAGAGAAUCCCUCUUCUGAUUUCGUCCGUCUUUACCCAAUCUCUCUACAUCUCGGUUCAUCUGGUAUGAUUUUGAUUUUCUAGGGUCAACAACCUGCCUUCUUCAACAUCAUCCCAGAUCUGCAAUUUCUCUACAUCUCAGUUCAUUUGAUAUGAUUUUGAUUUUCUAUGAUCAACAACCUGCCUUCUUCAACAUCAUCCCAGAUCCACCAUGGAGGCGACGGUUUGCGGUGCAUCGACAUGAAGCAACUGCUAGAGGAGCGGUGUGCUGGUGACAGUUGGGAAAGGAACCUACGAAGAUGGGGUUUGGGGGGAUCUUUUGGGGUUCGAUUGAGGUGGACGAGUGUCGAAUGCUGGGUUUCGAUUGGUUUGGGAGUUUCAAUGUAUGGGUUUGGGGAUAUUGUGUUGGGGGUUCCAAUUCUGGAGGUCGGAGGGCGAAGAUGGGAGAUUGCUAUGUUUUGGGGUUCGAUUGAGGUGAAAGAAGGGUCGUCGAAACCGAUCUGGUCGCCGAGAUAAUAUGUAGUUAUGUCAAAAUGUAUUCAUUGUAUGAUCGUGUAAUAUGAAUAUCAAUUUUGACAAAAUCAUCAAAUUAUGACAAAACUAAUGACAUAACAUUUCGUCAUAAAAGCUCAUUUUGUCACAAUAGACUAACUAGAACAUGAGCUGAACUGACAAGCCAAAGUCCAAAUGUGACAAACCCUUCCUUAUUGUGACAAAACUAUUCGUCUGUUUUUUACCAAUUAUAUGACACGAGAAUAUGUCACAAUAUCAUACAACAAAUAUGACAAUGUUAUUUUAAAAUUUUGUCACAUUUGACCUAUCCUGACGGCGAUAAAAUGACAAAGCUUUGUGCCAACACCUUUUGUCGUAUUAUACCUAAUAUGACAAAAUGAGUAUCUAAUAUGACAAAAUUGCCUCGUCAUAAUAGGCCAAAUUUGUUGUAGUGAAUUAGGGUUAGGGUAGAAUAUAUAACGUAAUCAGGUGUGGUUUUAUGUUGUCUUCCAAAGUUACCUUAAAACAAUCUUAACCAUGAGAUUAAAAAAAGAGAAAAAAAUUUAAAAAUAGAUAGUGGAUAUUAGUGUAGUCACGGUGGCUACUAGAAUUCUAGUAACCACAUUAACGCGUUCCAUUUUUUAAACAAUAAAUAUGACAAGUUGUAUGCUCCAAAAGCAUAGUAUGCUCCAGAUGAUUUGGUCGUUACAUGUACUUCGAUGAGUUUCGACAAAUCUCAACGGUCAUUUGUUGUUUUUUCUUAAAUUAAAAUUCGGGUUUGGGUUUAGAGAUUCGAUGCCUAGGUUUAUUCAUUAGAGUUUAGGGCAUAGCAUCAUGACCCAAACUCCUGUCCAUGACACUAUACCCUAACCUCUAAUGGGUGAAUCUCAUUCCUCAAUCCUCCAACAUAAACCAUUAGAUUCAUUUAAUCUUAAAAAUGGAAAUCAACGGUUCAGAUUCAUCAAAAUUAUGCAAGUACAAAUAAUAAUUUAUUUUAAUAACUAAUAUAAAAUAGUGUAAUGUAUUCUUCCUUAACGUGUGGUCUCAUAAUAAAAUUAAAUUACAAAU
This is a messenger RNA of Linum trigynum, 3126 nucleotides long. Lineage: Eukaryota; Viridiplantae; Streptophyta; Magnoliopsida; Malpighiales; Linaceae. The record is from the annotation of a GenBank genome assembly.